CUGUCCGCUGGUGUGGUGACAGUGGAGCGCUGCGAGAACAAGGAAGUGGACCGAAUAUGGGCUGAUUUCAGGAGGGAUUCGGCCACGAUUCAGUCGAUCGGACGACUCGUUUAUACAAGUAUCGGGCCCCACCUCCAGAGAUGAGCCACUGCAGUGGGACACUGCUUCGUCAUUCUACACUGGCUGGUCACAUCUGACCUCUGACCCUCACUCCCUCACAAUGGCACCCGUUCCACCAGGAGUCCGCUUCCUGUUCACCUUCAACAAGGACCAAUGGUACAGAGCCUUCACCUUCAUCCUCACCUUCCUGCUCUACACCAGCUUCCACCUCUCCAGGAAGCCAAUCAGCAUCGUCAAGAGCGAGCUCCACAAGAACUGCUCGAUGGCGAGCGAGUUAGCCACAGCUAAUGGUGGCGGCGCUAGCCAGCUGCCCGCACUCAUCUCUCUGCACACGGACAUGGACUGCAGCUGGAAGCCCUUCGAUAAAAAUAACUAUAAACAGCUCCUGGGAGCCAUGGACUACUCCUUUUUGUUCGCCUACGCCAUCGGCAUGUACCUCAGCGGCAUCAUCGGGGAGCGCCUGCCCAUCCGGCUGUACCUGACGGUGGGCAUGCUGUGCAGCGGGCUGUUCACCUGCCUGUUCGGUCUGGGCUACAUCUACAACAUCCACAGCCUGGCCUUUUACGUCUCUGUCCAGGUGGCUAACGGCUUGGUGCAGACCACUGGCUGGCCCAGUGUGGUCACGUGCAUCAGCAACUGGUUCGGCAAGGGAAGGCGUGGGCUCGUCAUGGGCGUGUGGAACUCCCACACCUCAGUGGGGAACAUCCUGGGGUCCCUGAUCGCCGGCUCCUACGUGUCCUCCAACUGGGGCAUGUCCUUCAUCGUGCCCGGCAUCAUCAUCGCCGCAAUGGGCGUGGUCUGCUUCCUCUUCCUCAUCGAGCAUCCUAACGACUUGAAGACUAUGCAUGCCCAGAGCUCCUCGCCCGUCGGCAGGCAGACGGCAUGCACUGGAUGGAGCGGUGUGAAUGGACACAAGGAUAUGUAUCUUCAGUUCACACAGGGCAGUACAAAGACGUACGACCAUUACGAGAAUAGCGUUCUGUACAGGAAGGGCGGCGACGAGGAGCCCCUGCUGGGCAGAGAGACCGCUGCCAGUGGGCGUGUCCCUCUGCAGCAAGUCGUCGUGGUGAAGAGUGAAGCAGAGCCCUCCGCCAUCAGCUUCAUGGGAGCCCUGCGCAUACCGGGAGUGAUCGAGUUCUCACUUAGUCUGCUGUUCGCUAAGCUGGUCAGCUACACCUUUCUCUUUUGGCUGCCCCUCUACAUCACCAAAGCAGCUCACCUGGAUGCUAAAAAGGCCGGGGAUCUCUCCACCCUGUUCGAUGUGGGAGGAAUCGUAGGUGGUAUCUUGGCAGGAGUCAUCUCUGACAAGUUGGGGAAGAGAGCCACCACCUGUGCAGUAAUGCUUCUAUUGGCUGCUCCGACACUCUACGGCUUCUCCAUGAUCAGCCAGUUUGGUCUGGGACCCACCGUGGCCAUGUUGUUGGUGUGCGGCGGGUUGGUGAACGGCCCAUAUGCCCUUAUCACCACGGCCGUGUCAGCUGACCUGGGGACCCACAAGAGCCUGAAGGGGAACGCCCGGGCCCUGUCCACCGUCACGGCCAUCAUCGAUGGGACCGGCUCCGUAGGCGCUGCGGUGGGCCCCCUGCUGGCCGGAGUGUUGUCUGCGGGCGGCUGGGAUCAGGUGUUUUACAUGCUGAUGACCGCUGACUUCCUGGCUCUGCUUUUUUUGCUUCGAUUGGUCAAAAAGGAGCUGACUUCGAGCAAGUCUCGCCCGAUUUCUACUGUAGAGUUGAAGGAGCACUGAGCAUUGAUACCACUCUGAACCGAUCCCGGUUGGGGACCAUGGACUCGCCUCCAUAUCUAGGGCAUUAUGGGAUGUAUAGCCUACGUGCACACGUGUACACACACAAUUUUGUGGGAUUUUCUCCUUGUGCCUUUUGUAAGCUAUCUUAGCUUUGUUUUUGACUGUUUCUAUUAAUUUUCCCUUCAUCGCCAUGUUAAUCUUUUUCCUCUUAUAAGGUUGUUUGAGUCUCUCUCUCUCUCUC
This is a messenger RNA of Gadus chalcogrammus (walleye pollock), 2105 nucleotides long. RefSeq names its product glucose-6-phosphate exchanger SLC37A1-like. The record is from RefSeq and is a predicted model, not a curated record. The transcript has 21 exons. Gene Ontology annotation, molecular function: glucose 6-phosphate:phosphate antiporter activity. Gene Ontology annotation, cellular component: endoplasmic reticulum membrane. The coding region runs from base 221 to 1864 and encodes 547 amino acids. NCBI's taxonomy places the organism in Eukaryota, Metazoa, Chordata, Actinopteri, Gadiformes, Gadidae. Gene Ontology annotation, biological process: glucose-6-phosphate transport; phosphate ion transmembrane transport.